This is a messenger RNA of Staurois parvus, 398 nucleotides long. NCBI's taxonomy places the organism in Eukaryota, Metazoa, Chordata, Amphibia, Anura, Ranidae. The record is from the annotation of a GenBank genome assembly.
UCAGCAACUUAUAGCGGGACUGCAGCGAACAUUCUGACACUGGGAGGAACUGACUUGGUGUCACUGACAUCCCCAGUGAUUACCAAUACAGUGAUCAGUGCUAAAAAAAAGCACUGACACUGUAUUAAUGGCACUGGGCAGGAAGGGGUUAACAUGAGGGGUGAUCAAAGAGUUAACUGUGUGCAGGGAGUGUUUUACUAGGGGGCCGUGUCAGUCUUUGGAUGGCUGUGCUGUGUACAGCCAUCCACUACAGUGUGCCCGAGCUGACAGGGAGGAGGACUGUUAGUAAACAAAACAGUCCUCCUCCCCUUCGGAGAUGCCUGGUAAUCUCCAGGUGCCAGCGGGUAAUCACCGGCCGGAACCCGGUGAUUGACAUCCGUGGCCUCGAAUGGUGGUGU